AUGGCGGAGACAGCAGGUUCCCUGAGGUAUAGAGAUCAAGUUGUUAUAGUCACAGGAGGAGCGUCAGGCAUUGGACUAGGAGUUCUCCAGGUGUUUGUUCACAAUGGCUCAAAGGUUGUCUUCUGUGAUAUUGAUGAAAAAGCUGGUAGAGAUGUUGAAACAAACUUAAAUGUCAAAGGACCUGGUGAGUGCAAAUUCAUUUCCUGUGAUAUCAGCAAAGAGGACCAGGCUCGGAAUGUUAUUGAAACCACAGUUCAGACAUAUGGAAAGUUGGAUUGCCUUGUCAACAACGCUGGCUUUCAUCCGCCACAUCGACCUAUUGAUGACUUCUCCACGGAUGAUUUCCGAGCCCUGAAUGAGAUCAAUGUUCUAGGUUACUUUACUACUUGCAAAUACGCCUUGCCUCACUUACGUAAAACUCAGGGAAAUAUCAUCAACAACUGUAGCCUUGUGGCCUACAUAGGGCAGUCUGGAGCUGUCACGUAUGCAGCUACUAAGGGUGCUAUCGUAUCAAUGACCAAAGCCCUGGCAAUUGAUGAAGCCAAGUACCGUGUCAGAGUCAACUCGUUUGCCCCAGGAAACAUAUGGACGCCACUGUGGGAGAGAUGCGCCCGAGAAUCCUCCAAUUAUGACAAAACAAUCAAAACAGGCAAAGAUGCCCAGCUCCUUGGGAGGUUUGGUACUAUAGAAGAGUGUGGGCUGGUGUGUCUUUUCCUUGCAGCAGAUGCCACAUUUUGUACGGGGAUCAACAUCAAUGUCAGUGGUGGUGCCGAGCUGGAUUAUGGCUUCAAGAAUAAAUUUGAUCCAUCCGAAUGA
This is a messenger RNA of Candidula unifasciata, 816 nucleotides long. NCBI's taxonomy places the organism in Eukaryota, Metazoa, Mollusca, Gastropoda, Stylommatophora, Geomitridae. The record is from the annotation of a GenBank genome assembly.